AAGCAAACCGCUUGAUUUGUUUAAUCUUCAACAGAAACGCGAAAACGUAAACUUAAGGCAUUCAGUGCUAGAUCCAAACAUAUCAGUACUCUUUGAAAAAAAAUAUCGGUCAAGAGAUAUUUGGAAACGGACCUAAUGGGCCUCCUCUCCUUUUUCUAAUGUCAAGUUGCGAAACGACUCUCUGAAAGGAUUUGCGAAGAAGGUAUUACAUUUGAAUACUUGGAAGAAUUUCAAAGAAUCACAGUUAGAAUAGCAAUUACUGACUUCUGUAGUUCUGGAAUGAAGUCAAAGCAACACUGAAUCGCCUGUUCGAGACGCGGUUUUUGUACAGAAAUUCAUUGCACAAGCAAAGACAUGCCUGGAUAUGAAGUAAAAUUCACUGGACCGUUAGACAAGGCAUUUGAGUGUCCAAUUUGUCUGAUUGCACUUCGGGACCCAGUUCAAAUAACACCAUGCGGACAUCGUAUGUGUAACACUUGUUUGAAGCCGAUUUUAAGAAACAAGAGGCCUCGCUGCCCCCUUGAUAACCUGAACUUUGAUCCAUCAAAGGUUUUCCCAGAUAAUGGCUGCCACAGACAGAUUCUAAACUUACAGGUUCUUUGUUCAAACACAGAAAAGGGUUGUGAGUGGUCUGGGCCGCUCAGUGAAAUAGAGCGACAUCAGGACGUGUGUAGUUACGCUGAGGUAUCGUGUCCAAAACGUUGCGGAGUAUCAUUAGAAAGGAGAAGAGUAUCAGAACACAGUUCACAUGAAUGUAUUAACAGACUGACACCGUGCGCUCACUGUGGAAAUCAAGUUGUGUUCAACCUUAUGAGUUUACACCUUCAAACUUGUUCCUCGUUCCCUGUGUCUUGCCCAGCUAACUGUGGUGCAACUAAUCUGACCAAAGAAAAGUUGGUGGUUCAUAUGAACAAUGAAUGUCUCCUCAUUGAAGUACCAUGCAAAUUUGUCGAGGCAGGCUGCAAAUUUAAGGCGGAGAGAUAUAAAAUGAAAGAGCAUAUGUCCAGCAACAUGGAGUCUCAUUUGAGCGCUUUGAGUGAUUUGGUGAACGCUCAAAAGAAACAGCUAGAUAUCCAGAGAGAAAGAAUUCAGCUUCAAAAGGAACACAUUCAGCUUCAGAAAGAAACCAUGCUGCUACAAAAACAAGAAAUCAUCGACGCGCGAGGUCGAACUGCAAAUGGCGAGUUCAUCUGGAGAAUACCGGAUUUCAACCGGAAAUUGAUGGACGCCAAAUCCGGGCGCGCGCCCGAACCGAUGAUUAGCGAGCCUUUCUAUACCCACCCCCACGGGUAUAAAAUGUGUGCAGGGCUGUGGCUCAAUGGAGUUGGUACCGGGAGAGGUAGAUACAUAUCCGUGGGGCUUCAGGUUCAAGUAGGAGAGUACGACUCCAUACUCAAAUGGCCGAUACAUCCGCGGUAUACCUUCACUCUGCUUGAUCAGCGAGACGACUCCAAGGAGAGAAGAGACAUCACGGCGCACUUCGAGCCUCAGUGCAUCUCCCGACCGCGGGCCGACAGACAGCUCGGAAAGGGAGCGAGACGAUUCGUUCUUCAGGAUGAUAUAUGCGCCAUUAAUUAUUGUAAACAUGACACAAUUUUUCUCAAGUUUAAUGUAAUUCUAAAACA
Molecule: messenger RNA, 1625 nt
Organism: Pocillopora damicornis (cauliflower coral)
Lineage: Eukaryota; Metazoa; Cnidaria; Anthozoa; Scleractinia; Pocilloporidae
Product: TNF receptor-associated factor 4
Biological process (GO): regulation of apoptotic process; regulation of canonical NF-kappaB signal transduction; signal transduction
Cellular component (GO): plasma membrane signaling receptor complex
Molecular function (GO): ubiquitin protein ligase binding; tumor necrosis factor receptor binding; zinc ion binding
Source: RefSeq, a predicted model, not a curated record